AUGGACGAGAAGGAGUCGAACCGGACGUGGGAAUGCCUGAGGCAUGCUAUCCAUCAGAUCCACCAGCACAAUGCCUCCUCACUGUCUUUCGAGGAGCUCUAUCGGAAUGCAUACAACUUGGUCUUGCACAAGUAUGGGGAACUCCUCUACAAUGGCGUUCAGGGGGUGGUGGCCGAGCACCUGAAAGUGGUUGCACAAAGUUGCAUUGAGUGCCCUGAUGAUCGUUUGUUAGACGAACUGAAAAAGCAGUGGGAUGACCACAAGACCACCAUGGUGAUGAUCCGGGAUAUUCUCAUGUACAUGGACAGAAACUUUGUGACCCAGUACAAGAAGGUGCCCGUCUAUGAGAUGGGGCUGAUGAUCUUCCGCGAUAAGGUCUCCGGCCACCCACGAGUGAAGACACACCUCUUGACCUUGCUUCUGGACAACAUCAGUGCUGAGCGUCGAGGGGAGCAGGUAGACCGUAUCCUCCUGAAGCACACCACGAACAUGCUAGUAGAACUUGGUGUGCAAGGCAAAAACGUCUAUCGAGAAUGCUUCGAAGAUCAGUUCCUCGACGCGACCCGCAAGUUCUACCAGGACGAGUCAAAGCAGUACAUCUCGCAGAACCCGUGCUCUGACUACUUGAGAAAGGCGGAGAAGCGGAUUCGUGAGGAGAAAGCUCGUGUAGAGAACUACUUGCAUGAGUCCACCAUGGAGAAGAUCCAGGAACUUUGUGAUGAAGAGUGGAUCUCCGUUCACUACAAGACGUUGAUCCACAUGGAGAACUCUGGGUGCGCGUGGAUGUUCCAGUGCGACAAGAUCCCAGACCUGGAAAGGAUGUAUGUGCUUUUCAGCCGCGUUCCACACACCCUCAAGGAGAUCCAAAAGGUGAUGAUGGAUUGCAUGUGUGAAGCAGGACGGGAGGUGCUGAGUGACCCUGAGAAGGUGAAGGAUCCUGUAUCCUUCAUCACAGCCAUCCUGAGCCUCAAGCAGAAGUUUGACCGAUUCGUCAAGGAGUCCUUUAAGGAAAGCAAGGACUUUCAGCUGGCACUGAAGCAAGCCUUCGAGUCCUUCCUGAAUAAGGACACGCGCACAGCGCAGUACUUGUCGCUCUAUGUGGAUGACCAGUUCCGAAAGGGCUUGAAGGGCAUGUCCAGCGAUGCAGAUGUGGACGUUGCACUAGAGCAGGUCGUCACCGUCUUCCGCUUUUUACAGGACAAGGAUGUAUUUGAAAACUUCUACAAGCAGCACUUGUCACGCCGCCUCCUUACAGGUCGUAGUGUCAGUGAUGAAGCGGAGAGAAGCAUGAUUUCAAAGUUGAAGAGUGAGUGUGGACAUCAAUACACCUCCAAGUUGGAGGGGAUGUUCCAGGACAUGAAGCUGUCGGAGGACAUCAUGAAGCAGUACAAGAACUCAUUUGCGAGUCCAGCUCUUUCGCGCGCCUCCCGCACGCCUGCCAUGUCAUCGGCCUCCUCCUCCAUCGACUUAAAGGUCUCGGUGCUUACCAGCGGCUUCUGGCCAGGCCCUCCAGGAGCGCCCUGCGAUUGGCCACCGGAAGUGCAGGAGUGCUGCACACGAUUUGAAACCUUCUACCUGGCAAAGCACACAGGUCGAAAGCUCUAUUGGCAGCCACAACAUGGCAUGGCGGACCUGAAGGCCCAAAUGCCAAAGUCCAAGCAUGAGCUUAGUGUUUCCACCUACCAAAUGUGCAUCCUCAUGCUCUUCAACCAGCACAGCACGUUGAGCUACAAGGAUCUGCAAGUGCGGACCAACAUCCCGCUCGACGAGCUGAAGCGACAUCUUCUGAGCCUCUACGUCAACCCCAAGGCAAAGAUUCUGGUGAGAAGAGAUUCAGAGAAAGAGAAGAAGGACAUCGAGGACAACGACCAGUUCAUGGUGAACCCCCACUUCGAGAACAAGCUCAUGAGGAUCAAGGUGCCUUUGGUGCUGAAGAGCCCUGACACCGUUUCGGCAGAGGGAGCUUCUGGCGAUGGCGUCGGCAGUGCCGAUGUCCCGGCCACAGUGGAGGAGGAUCGGAAGCACCUGGUGGAGGCGGUUGUGGUGCGCGUCAUGAAGAGUCGCAAGACGCUGGAGCACAACCAGCUUGUCAUGGAGGUGACCCGACAUUUGACCUCCAGGUUCCAGCCAUCACCGACCCUCAUUAAACAGCGCAUCGAGAAGCUCAUCGAACGAGAGUGCGCCGUCGUGACUCACCGGGUGACGACCCAGGACUCACUCCGUAUGACCCAUUUGAGGGGCCCAGAUCGACAUGCAGGUACCUUGAACGAUCGCAAACAGACAGGAAGCAUUCGUCAGUUUCGCUCGGGUGAUCCCAUGGAUGAAAAGGAGUCAAACCGGACGUGGGAAUGCCUCCGGCAUGCCAUUCAUCAGAUUCACCAGCACAAUGCCUCUUCGCUCUCCUUCGAGGAGCUCUAUCGGAAUGCGUACAACUUGGUGUUGCACAAGUACGGCGAGCUUCUCUACAACGGUGUCCAGGGAGUGGUGGCGGAUCAUCUGAAGAUCGUGGCACAAAGCUGCAUCGAGUGUCCAGAUGAUCGGCUCUUGGAAGAGUUGAAAAAGCAGUGGGAUGACCACAAGACCACUAUGGUCAUGAUCAGGGACAUCCUCAUGUACAUGGACAGGAACUUUGUGACUCAGUACAAGAAGGUUCCUGUCUACGAGAUGGGGCUGAUGAUCUUCAGGGAGAAGGUCUCUGGCCAUCCGCGGGUGAAGACACACCUCCUCACCUUGAUGUUGGACAACAUCAGUGCUGAACGCCGGGGCGAGCAGGUGGACCGGAUCCUGCUGAAGCACACGGUGAACAUGUUGGUGGAGCUUGGGGUGCAGGGGAAAAAUGUGUACAGAGAGUGUUUUGAAGACCACUUUCUGGACCACACCAGGAAGUUCUACCAGGAUGAGUCCAAGCAAUACAUCUCCCAGAACCCUUGCUCCGACUACCUGAAGAAGGCAGAAAAGCGAAUUCGCGAAGAGAAAGCACGAGUGGAGAACUAUUUGCACGAAUCCACGAUGGAGAAGAUCCAGGAGCUGUGUGAUGAAGAGUGGAUACAGGUCCAUUACAAGACCUUGAUCCACAUGGAGAACUCUGGGUGCGCAUGGAUGUUCCAGUGUGACAAGAUUGCAGACCUGGAGAGGAUGUACUUGCUCUUCAGCAGAGUACCUGUGACCUUGAAGGAGGUACAGAAAGUCAUGAUGGAUUGUAUGUGUGAAGCAGGACGGGAUGUACUGAACGAUCCGGAGAAGGUCAAGGAUCCCGUGUCCUUCAUCACGGCCAUCCUGAGCCUCAAGUACAAGUACGACAGAUUUGUCAAAGAGUCCUUCAAAGAGAGCAAGGACUUUCAGUUGGCAUUGAAGCAAGCUUUUGAGUCCUUCCUGAACAAGGACACCCGCACUGCACAGUACUUGUCUCUCUAUGUGGAUGACCAGUUCCGCAAAGGGCUGAAGGGCAUGUCCAGUGAUGCUGACGUGGAUACAGCACUGGAGCAGGUGGUCACCGUCUUCCGGUUCUUACAAGACAAGGAUGUCUUCGAGAACUUCUACAAGCAGCACUUGUCCAAGCGGCUUCUCACAGGUCGAAGUGUCAGUGACGAAGCUGAAAGAAGUAUGAUCUCCAAGUUGAAGAGCGAGUGUGGACAUCAGUACACCUCCAAGUUGGAGGGCAUGCCCAGUACAAGAACUCAUUUGCGAGUCCUUCUCUCUCGCCGGACGCCCAAGCUGAGCUGCAUGCGCCACAUUUUGCCAAGCCAUUCGUGCACCAUGUCCGGACAUGCACGGAUCUGGGCAGGGGUGGGAUCCGCCGUGUCGUCGGCCUCAUCCUCCAUCGACAUGAAGGCGCCGGUGGGUGGCAAGGCCUCCUACAUCGAUAGUCGCAAGCUUACCUGGCAGCCGCAGUAUGGGGCAGCUGACCUCAAGGUCUCAACGUAUCAGAUGUGCAUUUUGAUGCUCUUCAACCAGCAGCCCACAUGGACCUACCAGGAUAUUCGCUUGCGAACCAACAUCCCUGUAGAGCCUGUGGAUGAGUUGAAGAGGCACCUUCAGAGCCUCUACGUGAACCCGAAGGCAAAGAUCCUCGUGAAACUGGGAGAUGGUGAGAAGAAGGAGCCUGAGGAGAACGACCAGUUUAUGGUGAACCCCCAGUUUGAGAGCAAGCUCUUGAGGAUCAAAGUGCCAAGCUGA
Molecule: messenger RNA, 4176 nt
Organism: Durusdinium trenchii
Lineage: Eukaryota; Dinophyceae; Suessiales; Symbiodiniaceae
Source: the annotation of a GenBank genome assembly